Capra hircus (goat) is the source of this 8608-nucleotide messenger RNA. RefSeq names its product dual specificity tyrosine phosphorylation regulated kinase 2 (gene DYRK2). The record is from RefSeq and is a predicted model, not a curated record. Gene Ontology annotation, molecular function: protein serine/threonine kinase activity; ATP binding; protein serine/threonine/tyrosine kinase activity. The transcript has 3 exons. Gene Ontology annotation, cellular component: nucleus. Gene Ontology annotation, biological process: peptidyl-threonine phosphorylation; peptidyl-serine phosphorylation. NCBI's taxonomy places the organism in Eukaryota, Metazoa, Chordata, Mammalia, Artiodactyla, Bovidae. The coding region runs from base 413 to 2212 and encodes 599 amino acids.
CGGGGGCGCGCCUGCGCGGGCCCGGGAGGAGGCUCCCGAGCGAGUCGGCCCAGGCGGCGCAGCCCGCCGCUCCCCCGCGCCCUAUGCGAGGGAAUCGGGGAGGCCCGCGGCGCGCCGGGGAGGGCGAGGCAUGUGCACGGGCCGGAGGGUGCUGAGGCCGCCCGAGGAAGAGGAGGACGGCGGCGGCGGCGAGGAGAGCGGGGGGCUCGCGGCGGCGGGCCCGGGCCGAGGGGAUGCAGCGGACUGUGUGUGUCUGACUGUAGCUGACGCGAGGCGGCGAGGAGGCGCCGGAGAUCCGCCAAAGGGGCAACCAGGGGGCGGCCGCGGUGGCGGCCGCGAGAAGUAGCAGCAGGACGGGCGGCGGCGGCGGCGGAGACGGCAGCCUUGAGAUGCAUUUUCUUCUCCAGCGGCCAUGUUAACCAGGAAACCUUCGGCCGCCGCUCCCGCCGCCUACCCGACCGGCCGAGGAGGGGACAGCGCCGUCCGCCAGCUUCAGGCUUCCCCGGGGCUUGGUGCGGGGGCCCCCCGGAGCGGAGUGGGGACCGGCCCGCCCUCCCCCAUCGCCCUGCCGCCUCUCCGAGCCAGCAACGCUGCCACCGCAGCCCACACGAUUGGUGGCAGUAAGCACACAAUGAAUGACCACCUACACGUCAGCAGCCACGGACAGAUCCAGGUUCAGCAGCUGUUUGAGGAUAACAGUAACAAGCGGACAGUGCUCACGACACAACCAAAUGGGCUUACUACGGUGGGCAAAACGGGGUUGCCCGUGGUGCCGGAGCGGCAGCUGGAGAGCAUCCACAGACGGCAGGGGAGUUCCACCUCUCUGAAGUCUCUGGAAGGCAUGGGGAAGGUGAAAGCCACACCCAUGACGCCUGAGCAAGCAAUGAAGCAAUACAUGCAAAAACUAACCAGCUUUGAACACCAUGAGAUUUUCAGCUACCCUGAAAUAUACUUCUUGGGUCCAAAUGCAAAGAAGCGCCAGGGCAUGACAGGCGGGCCCAACAACGGUGGCUACGAUGACGACCAGGGAUCCUACGUGCAGGUGCCCCACGAUCACGUGGCUUACAGGUACGAGGUCCUCAAGGUCAUUGGGAAGGGGAGCUUUGGGCAGGUGGUCAAGGCCUAUGACCACAAAGUCCACCAGCACGUGGCCCUGAAGAUGGUGCGGAACGAGAAGCGCUUCCACCGGCAGGCGGCCGAGGAGAUCCGCAUCCUGGAGCAUCUGCGCAAGCAGGACAAGGACAACACCAUGAACGUCAUCCACAUGCUGGAGAACUUCACCUUCCGCAACCACAUCUGCAUGACGUUCGAGCUGCUCAGCAUGAACCUCUAUGAGCUCAUCAAGAAGAACAAGUUCCAGGGCUUUAGUCUGCCUCUGGUUCGCAAGUUCGCCCACUCCAUCCUGCAGUGCCUGGACGCUUUGCACAAAAACAGGAUAAUUCACUGUGACUUGAAGCCCGAGAACAUUUUGUUGAAGCAGCAGGGUAGAAGCGGGAUUAAAGUGAUUGAUUUUGGCUCCAGUUGUUACGAGCACCAGCGGGUCUACACAUACAUCCAAUCCCGUUUCUACCGGGCCCCGGAAGUGAUCCUCGGCGCCAGGUACGGCAUGCCCAUCGACAUGUGGAGCCUGGGCUGCAUCCUCGCAGAGCUCCUGACCGGAUACCCCCUCUUGCCUGGGGAGGAUGAAGGGGACCAGCUGGCCUGUAUGAUUGAACUGCUGGGCAUGCCCUCCCAGAAACUGCUGGAUGCAUCCAAACGAGCCAAAAAUUUUGUGAGCUCCAAGGGUUAUCCCCGUUACUGCACUGUCACGACUCUCUCAGACGGCUCUGUGGUUCUCAAUGGUGGCCGCUCCCGGAGAGGGAAACUGAGGGGCCCACCAGAGAGCAGAGAGUGGGGGAAUGCACUGAAGGGGUGUGACGAUCCCCUCUUCCUUGACUUCUUAAAACAGUGUUUAGAAUGGGAUCCUGCAGUUCGCAUGACCCCUGGCCAGGCUUUGCGGCACCCCUGGCUGAGGAGGCGGCUGCCAAAGCCUCCGACGGGGGAGAAGACGUCUGUGAAGAGGAUCACCGAGAGCACUGGUGCUAUCACAUCCAUUUCCAAGUUACCUCCACCUUCCAGCUCAGCUUCCAAACUGAGGACUAAUCUGGCACAGAUGACAGAUGCUAAUGGGAAUAUUCAGCAGAGGACAGUAUUGCCAAAACUGGUUAGCUGAGCUGAGCCCCCCGAUGCUGGUAAUUCUGAAAGAUACGACAUUGCUGAGCCUUAUUGGGUUGAAAAAGAGUAGCUCAGACCUGUUUUUAUUUGCUUAAUAACUCGACUCAUUUGUAUCUUUUUGGCACUUGUUUUAAUGUAAGAAAGUUGUUUGUUUUGUUUUAUAAAAUACAUGGGGACAAUGCUUUAAGUUUUUAUACUUUCUGAAACUGUUUUUGUGUUCUAAAAGUACGAUGAGCCUUACUGUAAUUAGUGUGGCAGAGUAAUAAACAUCAGUGGCAGGCCAUUGAUCACGUCAUGACUGCCGCGCAUCUACAGAUUGGUGUCAGAGACAUUCACUAUGUCUUCAUGGUUCCUAGUGUAUUCUCCCCGAGGUGAUUGCCUCUGAAGGCCGCCCCCCGCCCCAAGCCCUUCUCUCUCCACACUCCAGGUUCUUCACGCACAGGUGCAGCAUGUCCUGCUUCGUUCUCCAUCAGUUAGCUGGGUGGUAGUGAUGGUGGGAGGAGGAUGGUCAGGACGAAAAUGGUAUUGUAAGAAAAACUGCACCUUAGAGGUUUUUUUCCCUGAGAUAGUGCUCAGAGACAAAAUCCCCACGGUUGCAAUGCCCAGUUAGCAUUUUGACGUUCUAAAGGCUGGCCAAGCAGACCUGGUGGAUGAAUGGAAACACGUGUAUCCCUCCAAAUUCUCCAAUGUGAUCAGCGAGCUGUUUUGCAAAGAAGUCUCGUUUAACAGAAUUUGGUUUUGCGCCUAAAAUUAGAAAUGUAUUCCAUGAACUAACUGUUCUUCCCUUCUCUUUGCUUUUCUCCCCGCUGUUCCUCUUGCACCACACAUCUGUUGCUUGCAUCUAAUUUCUUUUCCUUCCUUCAAAUACAUAUCCCAGACUGUUAAUACAGAAAAGAGACAUUUUUAGCUGUGAUUAUGACCAUCUUUUUCAUAUUCCAAUUUAAAAAAGAACAGCCUAGCUACUUAAGGUGGGGAUUUCCAUAGUUCCAAAGACAGUUUAGCAGACUCGAGUGCGUUCACACUUCAGGUGCCACAGUAAGGUUCUUUUAGCCUGGGAAAACAUCACCUCUUUAAAAAGAAAGAGGGUUGAAAAUCCUCUUCAUCAACAGACGUCAAUUGUCCUUGUCCAGCAAGGCCAAUUUUAACAAAUUCUAAGGAGGAAAAGUUCAGCCUCAAGUUAAAUGGUUUGACUUACUCUAUGCAUCAUUAGAAGAACCGUAGACAUUGCAUUCUUCUGUUUUAUUUUACUUUCGUUUGGAUUGCACUUGAUUGUUUUGGUGGGAAUGACACUUUACCUGGAAAAGUGACUCUUGAGAGUUAGGUAAAAGAAUAUUUUCUCCUCUGAAUAAUAAUUAUUUUCACAGUGAAAAUUUCAGUAUUUUAUCACUAAUGUAUGAGCAGUGAUACAUAUCAAUUUCAAGGCACGUGGAAAAAAAUUUAGUUAUGUGCAAUUUAAUAUAGAAAGAUUUCUGCCUGUUUGGACAAUAGGUUUGGAUAGUAUAAAAUAGGAUAAAUACUCUUUUAUAUGCACAGAUAUUAUUGUAUGGAUUGCCUGUAAAUUGAUUUACAAGUACUUAAAGCAUGGUCCCCAGUGAGGCCAAGAAAGUUUCCGGUUAAGUUCUUUUAAUAUUAAUCCUACAGUUUCUCUUGGUUUAAAAAAGAAAAAGAGUAGUUUUGAACAAAACACUUUACUUAUCUUGAGGCUUUGUCAGUUGAUGGUGGAGAAAAAUGCUCAGGAAAUAUUACAGAUAUUUGCCAAAAAGUCAGUAAUAAGGUUAGCUUAUUAAUAAGGUAGUGGUGUUGAUAUUUGCUUUACUAUUUAAGGGUGUCACUGAUAAGUUAAUUUAUACUUCUGUAUUUAGAAAUUCUUUCCCCUAGUCAAAUUCUUUAGCCUCUUGUACACAUUUCUGUGUAAUCUGUGGAAGUGCAAUAAUGUUAGUUGCAUUUUAAAUGAUGCUCAUGUGAUCAGUCAGUGGCUUAUAGAAUUUAAAGAUUGUGUAUUAUUAAAAUUUUGGCUUAAAGGCAUAAGAAGUGUAAGACUUGCAAUGGCUUUAUAGAACCAUAAGCCUCUUAAUGAUGGUUAGCAUCUGUAGGUCAUUAAAACAAACAGAAACAUAAAGGCUAUUUUCCCCUUGCAAUGCUCCUCUUCUGCCGUAUCCACUCAAGAUUUUCACUGAAAUAAAUGAACCUGAGCCUGCCAUUAAUACGAAUUUCCCUAUAGAAUGAUUAUCCAUGUUAAAAUUUAUAAACAGACUAAUACUGCUUGUCUCCUCCCCCACCACACAGAACUGGUUCUUAAGAUGCCAACAGUGCAUUUGUGACUAUCUUUAUUCACAAAUGUAACCGGAAACUUCUAAGCCAAACUAAAACGUGCAGCACUAUGAGGCUCCCCUCCCCUGCACCUCCUAAAUACAGUGAAAUUUCCUUAUUCACAAAGAGCCACCACGUUCAGUGUUUAGUGAUAGAGCUGCUUUUUAAGUCUAGCUUAAUUAUAAUGUCAAAGAAAAUGACAAAUGUUGCAUCGUUGUGAUUUUAAAACAUAAAUCAAUGAAGGGCUCUGAUAGGCUACUAGGAGUUGGCUUGGAAACAGUCCUUGGUCUCACAGGUUACCAUUGUCUAGGGAUAUCUGAGCUGUUUUCAGAUUCAGGAAGAGCACAGUGUGGUCUGGUCUUUGGUUGUGGUCUCAUCAGGCUCCGUUUCUCGCACCCCCAGAGCGUGCAUUACCACUUACGUGUAUUGCUACAACAGUGAUGCAAGACAGUGUCGAUUAACAGUGGAGGAGAAAUUGUGCCCUUAGUGAUAACAAUGUGCCUUUUGUUCUGAAUGCCAUGUUGUAGGGCAUGCAUUUUUUGGCCUCUUUAACUCUUUGAAUACUAGGCAGUAAGAAUGGAACCCACCUCUGCAAAGAGACAUCUGUCUUAAACAUCCAGAUACUUACUGGCCUUAAUAGAAACCAUAAGGCGUAAAUCAUUGUCAGGCACCAAAUAAGGUCACCACUGGUUAGUUACACAUGGAAUUCCUAUGUUUAAGGGGUUAAAGAUGGUCUUUGUUGUAUCUUAACAUCAGACUGAUUUUUUAAAUGAUAUUUUUUUUUGGUUAUGCUAACACUAGACAAAAAUCGACUGUAUUUGUAAAAAUUUACCUCAAACCAUUUAAUUUUAUAGUGUGAUUAAUCCCAGGGCAUUUGGUAUGAACCAAAGUGCAUUCCUUUUAUAUAUACCUGGCUUUAGUAAGGAUGGCCAGGGAUUUUUACAAUUUGGGUGCAAGGCACUUAAGCCACUUUUAAACUUACUAGGUGGUUUGGAGUCAUGUGGAAGGACUCCAUCAGAAUGUUAGGAAACACUUUAGGCAUCAGUAGCAUUGGGCCAUAUUGGAAUCUUCAAAGUGUGAAUUAUUUUCAAGAGAGCAUUCAUUUUUGUAAUUUUUUUCAUCAAGAAUAUUCUGGUAAGCAGAAGACUUAAACUGAUUUGGUUGGUAAAGGUUUUAAUAUUGCCCAACAUAAUGCUGUGGUAGCAUUAAAAAAAAAAAAGUAUUUGUGAACUCUGUUUCUUAGGGGCUUGUACAUCUCUGCUAUGGACACAUAAAAUUAAUUGUAAUUAUACUCAGCUCAACUGCUACAGUUAUGUCUAGGCAGUGGCUUGGGUUUCUGUCGAGCAACAACUUAGACACGUGACUGUAAUAUGCUGCAACUGUGUGUACUGAAAAUAUGUGAAAAUGGUUGAAUGUGGACUGUGUAUAUAUGUAUGUAAAAAUUUCUGUGAGAUGCUGCUGUCGCCACUUAACAUGAAAUAUGUUCUAGUGGAUUUUAAUCCUAGUGGCCAGUUCUAUGAUACUGUAUGUAUUGUACAGCUGAUGACAGGAGUAAGACUGUUCAGUGAAUAUUUGUUAAAUUUUAUUGUCGUGGCCAGAGAUAAUUUCAGAAUAAAAUUUUAAUGUCCUACCUUACUUUUCUCCCCUUUUCUAACUGUAAUUUUACUCCUGAUCUAUUUCUGGUGUUAGUCUUGGUCUAGUAGCCUGGAGAGAGUUUAGAAUACAAAUGUUUUUCAGCAAUCACCAGUUAUUUUUUUAUUAGUUCCAUAUAAAUGUACAAAUGCCAAGUCAGAAAGGCUGGAGUUUUAGUUAGAUCACUCUUGCUUUUUCUCAAUGUAUUCUGUUCUUUUACCUUUAGUAUUUUUGUGAGCCUCUGCUAUAUUCUCUAUCUUAUAUUUAGUAUCUUGUAGAACUUCAGAUCUUUUUUUGUGUGUGUUUGUUUCUUAAUUUCUUUUUAAUUUUCAGGGCCUUGGGAGCAGAGUCGAAAUUAUUUCCCACGGGUCUUCAUUCUUCCCUGUACUUAAAGUCCUGGUAAAUUAUUCUUAAUGUGCUCUCACCAGCUCCCCUAUAUUUUUUUUUAAUGCUUAUGCUUUUGCAGUUCUUGUACUCGUGGUCUCUUUGGUUCACAUUUUUGGGAGUUUUUAGUGGCUCCUCUAGUCAUGGCUGGAUCAGAAAAUAAGGCCUGUGAACUGCAGCUAGCUUGUGAUUUGUCAAGUUAAUACCAAGUGCAGAGUUUACUCACAGAUGACAGUGAGCAGAUGCUGUGGUAAUUUGUCAGACAUUGCAGGGUUAUUAUGUAGACAAAUAUUUCCCUCUUGUGGAAAGAACUACCUCACAUUUUUAUUUACACCUGUCCUGCCCGCAACAGCAGAGGAACUACUUUGGCUUCCUGCAGCAGAAGGGGGCUAUGCCGAAAGCAAGGGCAUGCAAUAGGCGUUUCCAGCCCCAGACUUGGUCUUAUCACGGCCUAGGCCAUGGACUUCCGUAAUUGCUCCUCUUGUUUCUCAGAGUUCUUACCCAGUGGAAAAAUAGCAACCAACCAAGAAGCCCAGUAUAUUUGAUACAGAUUUUUAAGAGAUGUUCUUUAUGUAUGAAAAUGAAAGUUGAUGCUAAAGCUACAGUUUAAAAUAUUGUCCAGAUUUGACAGAGCAGAUGAUAGCUCUUGUGCAUUCUCUAUCGUCAGAUCUUCUCAAAGUUCUUUCUUAAAUUGACAUAUGCUACUUUUUAUUUGAAUUUCUGUAAUCUUUUCCCUUUUGGAAUAAAUACACAAAUAUUCUUGGAACCUCAAAGUUGUCUUCAAACUAGCACUGGAGGGUGUUCCUAGCUGGCAUUGGUACUGAUCUUUUAGAGCAAGAGAAAUUAGUUUAUUUUCUGUUUUGGAAAAAGAACUGUUGAGGGAGAUUUGAAAAAAGGGUAUUUGUGACUUUGUUUCAUGCUGUUUUAAAAAAGUUUGAAUUAAUGCUGCAUUUCCUUUGGGCGAUUAGGCAAAUAAACACUUGUCAUGAGUGAUGCUUAACACCUUCCAAAAUGACAAAUGACUUGCCAGCGCAUUACACAUACAUAAGAAAAUUGCAUCUUACUGCAAAGGAUUUGGUUUAUUUGGUUUGUCUUUGACAGUGUUUGGCUGUGCUUAAUAUCUGUGCUUAACAUCCUUAAUAUCUGUGCUACAUUUCGUGUAUAUGGGAAGAAGAAACAUAAUUGCCAUUCCUUUGCAUCUCAAGGAUGUUUAAUGAGCAAACUAAAUUAAUAUUCAUUCCUCUGAGGAAAGCUGACAUUUUAAGAAUAUUAACUAGCCAUCUAUAGAAGGGAGCAACAAGAUAUAUAAUAACUCCCAUGUGUUCCAGAGCUUCUUGUAUGCUCUUUAUGAAGAAAGCCUCCCAGAUCUCAUGGUGGUAUAUGAACAUCACUUCAGCCUUAUUCAUCCCGCUGAACUGUAAUUACCCUAAUUUGAUAGACGUGACUUGCUCCAAAGUGACUGCAAAAAAACUGGGCCUCAGGUUGCAAUCAGAUAAAGAACUGUGCUCUCGGACGGUAAAGGAAAAUCCCUAAUUGUACAUCACAACCAAAAAGUUAGAAAGGGGAGAAAAUUUGAGCUAGCAGUGGGCAUUUCUAUUAUUUGAAUAACUUGUGUAUCAGUUUCCAAGAAUAUUUUUUAAAAGGGGAGAAACUACAAAGAAAAAAAAAGCAAAAUGAAACUGAGGACUAGGGUAGCUUAGUCUUGGUAUAUCUAAUAACUAGAUGCACUGCCAGCACACCCUUCAGUUAAUUUAAGAAAGAGGGACUUCUCAUAUUGCCAUAUGGGGGGAGAUUAUAAUGGCUUUAUUCUUUAUUGUUCUUAACAUAUGCUUUUACAUAUGAAUGUAUGAAGAUAUUUUUGACUCUUCACUAAAUCUCAGGGAUUAAAAGUUAAAUUUGACUGACUAGCAGCAGGUAAAUCUCUUAAAUUCAAACUUACUCAGGUUUCCUCUCCUUUGCCUCCCUAUUUAAGAAACAGAAUGCCUGCCAAAGAAAUAUAUAAAAAUUAAAAUUCCAAAUAUAGUUUUAAAAUACCAAAUUGUAAAUAAACCAAUUUUAUAAACAGAAA